AUGGCUUCUUUCAAACAUCUUCAAAAGGUUGGGAAUGAGGACACAAUCGAGAAGAUCUCGGAGGUCCUAAUUGGGUUGAAACCUUGGUUGCAAGGCAAUGCCAAAGCUGCCGAUGCGGACGAGAAUGGUAUUGUUCAAAUAUGGACAGAUCAAAUUGAUCAGGCUACAUUGCCGCUUCGCCGAUUGAUAUAUGAGGGACACGCCCAGUAUGCUCUGAUAAAAACUACUCGACCGGCCGACACGCCGCAGAACAUGCCCUUUGCCAUAUACACAAUCCUACAAGCCGAGGCUUCUUCGUCCAUAGACGAAGUGGCUCUGAGUCCCGCAGAGUCCAUCUGGAUUGAAAAGCCCGCCCAGCUCGGGGAAGGCAUGACCUUUCUAAUUGUCCAGCCAAUCUACCCAACACGAUUGCUUCUUCAGAGCGAGGAAACUCAUCAGGAGACAGCCAUGGAAGUGGAGGAAAUGACACAUGAUAUUGCGUGGUACCGCAGUAUCAUUCGCGGCAACAAGCUCGACUACAUAUGUCCUUCGUGUAAAAAGGGAUACCAAGACCGGGCCAACCUGCUCGAACAUUUCAAUAAAAGCGCGAGCUCAGAACUAAGUAACGCUCAACAUCGAAAGCUGGCCAUGAUUCGCAGACACAGAGGUGACUGGGAACUGUUUGUCCAGGGAAUGCAGGAAUGCCUAGGUCCGAUUCCUGCCCAAAGUCUUCGAGAUGGCGCAGGGUGUUUCGAAGAGAGGUUUCUGAGGGAAUUGAGCUAUAAAGCUCACCGGAGAUGUGAGAGUGCAUGCAUAGAUAUAGUGAUUGGCUUGUGGUUUCUUGCUGACGUUCGAUUCUGA
This is a messenger RNA of Penicillium verhagenii, 840 nucleotides long. RefSeq lists its product as uncharacterized. NCBI's taxonomy places the organism in Eukaryota, Fungi, Ascomycota, Eurotiomycetes, Eurotiales, Aspergillaceae. The transcript is spliced from 2 exons. The coding region runs from base 1 to 840 and encodes 279 amino acids. The record is from RefSeq and is a predicted model, not a curated record.